Messenger RNA from Cinara cedri, 1810 nucleotides. NCBI's taxonomy places the organism in Eukaryota, Metazoa, Arthropoda, Insecta, Hemiptera, Aphididae. The record is from the annotation of a GenBank genome assembly.
AUGGGCGUGGGCUACGACAGCGACGAGGAGACCGUGGACGAGUGCCCGCUGCCCGACGAUCUGAGGCUGGUGGCCAAACAGGAGUUGCGCGAGGACGAUGUGAUCAGAGCCCAUUCGUUGCGGGCCAUGCGCAACUGGAUCAGAAAACAUCCAGACAUCGUAAACUGUCGCACUGGUAAGUUAAACCUAACCGCAAGCCUAAGUGUAACUCUAAUCUACUUGUUCUUGUACGUAUAUUAGACGCUCCGUUCCUAUUACGGUUCUUGAGGACGAAAAAGUACAGCGUACCUAUGGCCCAGGACAUGUUGGAGAGAUAUCUGGUCAUCAGGCAACUGUACCCACAGUGGUUCUCUAAAUUAGACGUCGACGACCCGGUGAUAUCUGAGAUACUGGACAGCGGGUGAGUGAGACCACUCGAUAAAAUAGUAAUAUUACAAUUGAAAAUAAAACUUUUCGUGUUCAGAUACCUGGUUCCGUUGCCGGGCCGCGACGAAUUCGGCAGGUGCGUCAUGUUUUCGUGCGCUGGACGAUUCGAUCCGUACAAGUACACGUCAGCGGACAUGGCGCGCGUGCACGCGCUAAUCGGCGAGAGCCUGAUGGACGACCCCGAAAACCAGGUCAAAGGUUUGUUGGAUAAAUCGUCAAACGACGAGUUCUCUAUAAUAAGUACCUACUUAACGCCCAACUGAUUUGUUUGUCCGCAGGGUACAGCUACGUCAACGACGAGUCCGGUCUGCUGAUGGGACACAUGACGCUGUGGUCGUUUUCCGACAUAAGACGUAUCAUACGGUGUUUGCAGGUAAGUAAGAUACACCAGGUUUUUGGUGAACACCGGCUUAGAAAAACUUUAUUGGUAAACUGAGUUCCAUAAGAGUACCGAAGAUUGCAUGGGGUAAUUGUGUACAGCGGGCUAUAACUUUGGUCCAAAGGUGGUUAUCAAUGUUUGACCCGAUAUAACAACGCGUAGUAAUUUACCGGUUAGUUCUCGUGUCACGAGCGAAUUUAUUUAUUUUUGAUUUGGUCAAUUUUAACAUUGUUAAACUUAGCAUCAAACUUCAAAAUCAGGCCAUAGUCGCCCCAAUCUAGAUACCUAUAACUCGUGACAUAAGAUUUAACGGCUUUAGGUUUGGUCUGUUUAUGUUUAACUUGGAGGUAGGACUCGAUUUACCGCUAUUGAAAAACAUUUGGGACUCAAGCAAACCUUUUUCAGAGUUCUACGCCGAUGAGACACAAAUCUACGUACUUCAUAAACGUCCCGAAUUUCGCAGAUAAAUUUUUCACUGCUACCGUUUCGUUUCUGAACGCUAAGCUCAAGAGCAGAGUAAAGGUAUUCGUUUCUAAUUAUCGUCGCGCGACGCCUCUGAUUUGCAUUAUUUAUUUUUGAUUUCAGUUUUUCAGCGGACAAAAAGAUAUACAGAAAUUUAUCGACCCGAAAUAUCUGCCAAAGGAGUACGGUGGUGAAAUCCCGUUGGCGACAAUGAUAGGUUUGUAUCUAUAUUUUACCACGCAUAUCAAUACAAAAAGUUAUUUUUUUUUAAGCGAAAAUAUUAUUUGUCUUUUGCACACUUGCUAGAAUAAAUUAUAAAUUAAUUUCGUUUUGAAUAUUGAUAUAUCUAUAUAAUAUAUAUUUUUUCUUUUGGUUUUCUAAACAGCCGAAUUGAAGAAGAAACUGCGCGCUAAACGCGAAAUGCUGUUGGCUUUGGACGACAUGAAAAUCAACGUCAACGGUAAAGGGAAGAUUAUCAGCGAAUUUGACGAUAACAUGCAAAAAGAACUAACCGGGUCUUUCAGAAAAUUGGAAGUAGAUUAA